This is a messenger RNA of Aaosphaeria arxii CBS 175.79, 881 nucleotides long. Its product is annotated as histone-fold-containing protein. The record is from RefSeq and is a predicted model, not a curated record. NCBI's taxonomy places the organism in Eukaryota, Fungi, Ascomycota, Dothideomycetes, Pleosporales. The coding region runs from base 129 to 440 and encodes 103 amino acids. Gene Ontology annotation, molecular function: structural constituent of chromatin; DNA binding; protein heterodimerization activity. Gene Ontology annotation, cellular component: nucleosome. Gene Ontology annotation, biological process: nucleosome assembly. The transcript is spliced from 3 exons.
UCUCAUCAACCACUCUUACCCCAACACAAUACCAAUCCACCACUCAACCAGAACGCGUAUUCUUCUUUACGCGUCCUCUCCACAAUAACAACUCCCACUUCUCCAACUUCACACUUCACUCUAUCAACAUGACUGGACGCGGCAAAGGUGGCAAGGGUCUCGGCAAGGGUGGUGCCAAGCGUCAUCGCAAGAUUCUUCGUGACAACAUCCAGGGUAUAACCAAGCCCGCUAUCCGUCGUCUCGCUCGUCGUGGUGGUGUCAAGCGUAUCUCAGCCAUGAUCUACGAGGAGACCCGUGGUGUUCUCAAGACCUUCCUCGAGGGUGUCAUCCGUGAUGCUGUCACAUACACUGAGCACGCAAAGAGGAAGACUGUCACUUCCCUCGAUGUCGUCUACGCCCUCAAGCGACAAGGCCGUACCCUCUACGGUUUCGGUGGUUAAGCGUCUUGUAUUUAUGUUUUUCGUCAUGACUUUUUGACUUGCCCUUUUUCUUCCACAACGUGGAGGGCUCGUCUGGUGCUGGGUGGGAUCGGUUAGGGCCUCGCCUGUAUCAUAGGCUGCUUCGGAGUUCACGGUUAGGGUCCACCUCAUGGAAUGAUACCAGCAUAAUCCUUCAAAAUUUGCCAUGCAUUGUGUUUGUGACUAUCGUGAUCGCGUGUCGUCUCUGUUUGCUUCAAGUACGAUGGCAAUGGGAAUGAGUGUUGCGUGUUUACUUCCUGGCUUCAUUCUUUGGCGUGGGCGCGAUCUGUCGCGUAUGCGCCUCAGUAUCGGUUUAUUGUGAGGUUUGAUGUUGACUGAAGUUGGCGUGUGUCCGUUUUGGGUUAGUGCAUAUCCCAUCGACAAUACGAUGUUGGGUCGGUACUUAGGUACCUGAGUUACGUG